Messenger RNA from Schistocerca nitens (vagrant locust), 2127 nucleotides. RefSeq lists its product as uncharacterized. The coding region runs from base 1 to 1992 and encodes 663 amino acids. Gene Ontology annotation, molecular function: RNA polymerase II cis-regulatory region sequence-specific DNA binding; DNA-binding transcription factor activity, RNA polymerase II-specific. Gene Ontology annotation, biological process: anatomical structure morphogenesis; cell differentiation; regulation of transcription by RNA polymerase II. The transcript has 8 exons. The record is from RefSeq and is a predicted model, not a curated record. Lineage: Eukaryota; Metazoa; Arthropoda; Insecta; Orthoptera; Acrididae.
AUGACCAUUAUUUUGCAUGUCGAGGUGCUGUGCACUGCCCCCCUGACCACACCCAGUCUGUCAGUCUCCAGUGUUGACGGCACUGGCAAGGAUGCCGCCAACUCGUCCCACACUGACAACGGCCACUGCGAGGGCUACGCCCCCGCCCCGGACGAGACGGUGUCGACGGGCACGGCCGCCACUUCGACCUCCGGAUCCGACGGCACCGUGAACGGCGACAGCGGCAGCAACGGUAUAAACAGUGGUGGCACCACAGCGAGCAAUUCUGCCACCGGAGUGGGAGAGGAACGGCACACGGGAAAUACUGACUCGGCCAGCACUGCCGAAAAGAGGCCGCCGUUCUCCUACAAGGCACUCAUUGCUAUGGCCAUAGCACAGUCACCUCACAGGAAGGCGAAGCUGUCCGAGAUCUACGCCUACAUCACGAGACGCUUCCCUUACUUCGAACACAACAAGAAGGUUUGGCAGAACUCGAUCCGCCACAACCUGUCACUCCACAAGUGCUUCGUCAAAGUGCUGCAGAAGGGUAGAAAGGAGAAGGGCAACUACUGGGUCCUCGACUCGCAGUUCGAGGGCACGUUCAAGGACGCCAAAUACUGUCAGCGACAGUGCAACAGGCAGCCAUUUCACAGGGAUGUGGGGGCGGUGACAAACUCUGCAGUGCCCGGUGACCUUGCUGCUGCCGACCUGCAAUUUGCCAGAGAUGAACACAGCACUGCCACCCUGACCACAUCCAGCCUGUCAGUCUCCAAUGUUGACGGCACUGGCAAGGAUGCACCCAACUCGCUCCACACUGACAGCAGCCACAGCGAGGGCUACGCCCCCGCACCGGACGAGACGGCGUCGACGGGCACGGCCGCCACUUCGACCUCCGGAUCCGACGGCACCGCGAACGGCGACGGCAGCAGCACCGGUAUAAACGGUGGUGGCACCACGGUGAGCGAUGCUGCCAGCGGAGUGGGAGAGGAACGGCACACGGGAAACACUGACUCGGCCAGCACUGCCGAAAAGAGGCCGCCGUUCUCCUACAAGGCACUCAUUGCUAUGGCCAUAGCACAGUCACCUCACAGGAAGGCGAAGCUGUCCGAGAUCUACGCCUACAUCACGAGACGCUUCCCAUACUUCGAACACAGCAAGAAGGCGUGGCAGAACUCGAUCCGCCACAACCUGUCACUCCACAAGUGCUUCGUCAAAGUGCUGCAGAAGGGUAGAAAGGAGAAGGGCAGCUACUGGAUGCUCGACCCGCAGUUUGAGAGAGCGUUCAAGGAUGCCAAAUACUGUCAGCGACAGUGCAACAAGCAGCCAUUUCACAGGGAUGUGGGGGCGGUGGCAAACUCCGCAGUGCCCGGUGACCUUGCUGCUGCUGACCUGCAAUUUGCCAGAGAUGAACACAGGUCUACCAAAAUUCCUUCAUUUGAAGAAAGCUAUCUUCAAAACGUGUCCAGUGGUGAGGUAGCGAUGAAGGAAGAAAAAUCGAUCCAUUUCGUCAGUUGUAGUGCUCCGACACAAGGAAUUAGCUUACAGCUGGAUAAUUCCUUCUGCAGUACACCUUAUAUGAGCAUGGUGGACAAUAUAUUUUCUGUCUUCACCUGCAGUUCGUGCCUACAGAGGUUUUCAUCGAAAUACAGCCUCAUAAUGCACGUGUUCAUUCACAUCGAUUGUGUACAGCCACCGUUACACGUUUGUAGAUACUGCGGUGAAGUGUUUCUCACUUAUUUUGGCCUGAAUAAGCAUUUGAGGAUGAAAGACGACGACGGGACUCUGAUCGCACGACCGUUUUCUGAUACCGGAAAGAUAUGUCACUCUAGUGAUUUGCGCAGCGAUGUAGUCAGUUCCGAAGACCACGUGCCUGUUUCUUUCGACUCAGUCACUGGUAACAGUUCAAAUGAACAAGUCACUAACACAGAUCUUGUGGAAAGGGCAGAUUCUAAUCGACGUAAAGAUGACAGCUCGAGCUGCAUACAGGCACAACAAAAAGACUGUUACACUUGAGCCUCCAGCCGAAACCUUCUUUAGAAAAGGAAAAACGUCCACACAGUCCCACAAGGAAGCACAUCUCACGCACAUGCGACUGCCAUCUCCAGCCACACUGGCCGCACGGUAACUCGCGUCAGAUGGGAACAGAAA